CGCCCGCCCGCCGUCCCCGGCCGGCCCCAGGGCCCCGCCGCCCCCUGAAGCGGCCGGAGCCGCGCCCGCCGCCCGCCGGGACGAUGGUGCGCUGCGGGGCGGCCGCGCUGCUCGCCGCGCUCCUCGGCGUCUGCGUCUGGACCGACGAGACCGGGAAAGUUAUCUCGGACCGGUUCGCCGUCUACUGGAACCGGAGCAAUCCCAGGUUCCACCGCGGGGACUACACGGUGGAGGUGAGCAUCAACGACUACCUGGACAUCUACUGCCCGCACUACGAGGAGCCGCUGCCGGAGCGGAUGGAGAGGUACAUCCUCUACAUGGUCAACUACGAGGGCCACGCGUCCUGCGACCACCGGCAGCGCGGCUUCAAGCGCUGGGAGUGCAACCGCCCCGACUCCCCCAACGGGCCCCUCAAGUUCUCCGAGAAGUUCCAGCUCUUCACCCCCUUCUCGCUGGGCUUCGAGUUCCGACCCGGCCACGAGUACUACUACAUCUCCGCGUCCCCCCCGAACACGGUGGACAGGCCCUGCCUGAAGCUGAAGGUUUAUGUUCGGCCAACAAACGAUUCCCUCUACGAGUCCCCGGAGCCCAUUUUCACCAGCAACAACUCCUGCUGCAGCCUCAGGGUGCCGCCGGCGGCGCUGGCGGUGGUGCCGCUCGUCUGGACGCUCCUGGUCUCGUAGCACCGACACCGACGCGCCGGGAGCGGCCCGGGGACGGA
This is a messenger RNA of Motacilla alba alba, 721 nucleotides long. RefSeq names its product ephrin A2 (gene EFNA2). Gene Ontology annotation, biological process: osteoclast differentiation; axon guidance; ephrin receptor signaling pathway. Bases 84 to 683 code for a protein of 199 amino acids. NCBI's taxonomy places the organism in Eukaryota, Metazoa, Chordata, Aves, Passeriformes, Motacillidae. Gene Ontology annotation, cellular component: plasma membrane. The transcript has 4 exons. The record is from RefSeq and is a predicted model, not a curated record. Gene Ontology annotation, molecular function: ephrin receptor binding.